Molecule: messenger RNA, 22808 nt
Organism: Coregonus sp. 'balchen'
Lineage: Eukaryota; Metazoa; Chordata; Actinopteri; Salmoniformes; Salmonidae
Source: the annotation of a GenBank genome assembly
AUGUUUUUCUCGUUGGGAUGGGUGACAGCUCUAGUGGCUGGCAUUUUCUCCCUGCACUUUGUACAGAAACUGUGUUUCCCUUACUUUUGGAAAGAUGUUUUUUAUUUAGUGAAAGUCAUCCGAUACGGCGCACGUCUGGAGAUAUUCAAAAUUACUUCAAAAGUUGACACUAUCAUUGACAGAUUCGUCCAACAGGCAGAGCGAAUUCCCACAAAACCUUUCCUUAUAUACGAGGGAAUAACGUACACCUAUCAAGACAUUAACGAGCGGAGCAACAAAUUGGCCAAUAUCUUCCUCGAACAGGGCAAGUUGAAGAAAGGGGACUCCGUUGCGCUUCUGAUGAACAAUGAGCCCGACUUCAUUUGUGUUUGGUUCGGAUUGAUCAAACUCGGAUGUUCAGUGGCUUUUCUAAACACGAACAUUAAGUCAAGAUCGUUGCUACAUUGUUUCAACUGCUGUGGGGCCAAGACUCUUGUUGUUGGUGCAGGUAAACAUUAUAUAGUCUACAUGCAGUCGAUGAGUGUCGCUUACGCUGUUUCGGCCAAUCGGUAGUGUGACAUAAUAAUUAGAUAAUGCAUGCUAUUAGCCUACCACACGACCGCCGUAUUGUUUUAGAUGUAUUUAUUUAUUAAAUGUGUCAGUUAGAAAUUGAAUGGAAAAGCAACAAUUGUUCCCAAUAGUUGUAGGCCAGACCCAAUAUGUUUUGAACGCCUGGAAUGCUCCACCCAUCUGUCAUUCCAUACGGUAGCCUCCCGAGUGUUGUAAAACAGGGAUGCUCUAUCAAAUAUCCUUGUGUUUACUCCCCCCAAAAUCAUGAUGGAUAGUCAUGAACUGAAGUCCAAUUCUACGAAGUCCAGUUGGUGAUGCGAAUUUUGCCACCAUUGACCACCAGACAUACCCGACAUGAGUGAGCUUGUUAAGUCCAUAUGCCAUAUGGCCAUGUCACCAAGGAUGAAGCUUAUUAAGUUGACUGGGUCAAAUGCACAGUCACUGUAAAUUAUUCCUAUACGUUAUGGGCCGGUUUCCCAGACACACACAAAAAAAAUUAUGGAACAAAAAGCACUUCAUUGGAGAUUCUCCAUUGAGCAAUAUUUUUAGUCCAGGACUUUGUGGUCUCAUCGAACCAUGUGUAAAGCAGUCCGGUUCAUAAUAAUGGUAUUACCAUGUGUGCUAUAAUUCUAAAUGGCCCCAUACACUUUGUUUGAUCAGCAAUUAAUGUCUUCAUCAUAGACGCCGAACAUUUUAGUAGACGCUCUUAUCUGUUGCAUACAUUUUUGUACUGGUCCCACGUGGGAAUUGAACCCACAACCCCUGACGUUGCAAGCGUCAUCCUCUACCAACUGAUCCACACAGGACCAUAAUUCAGAUAGGGUUUAGUAAUAUAGCAGAGUAUUGACUUUUUCCAACGUAUCUAUGGUGCUGCUGUUGCCUGUCACUCGACUCUGUCUCAGUCUCCUCAAAUCUUCCUUAGUAGUUUCCAGUAUCUGCUAACUGUUUGGAUACCAAUUCAGCAUCUCAUUUGGGACAUUGAUAGUGAAUUUCCCACAGGUGAAUGUGUGGUCGUUUUUUUUCUGGCUGGUAUACAGCACGGUUGCUAUGGAGACAAGUCAUGUCUCAGCUUGGAUAUUGGUUAAAACUGUGAAAACUGUGAAAGACACAGUUUACUGUGAAAGACACACCAGAAUCCUGGAAGGAAUGAAGUCGAAAAUGAAGCCUAUUAAGACGUUUUUUUUUUUGUAUCAGAAAAUAUUAAAUGAGUUGUGUAAAGUUGAUCACUAUCAGCUAAAUUUGAACAUCGGACAUCAGGCACAAUGCUCUGUCUUAAAGAUGUAUUAAUGUAACUGCUUGAAGCUGUUCACUUCCCAAAUUCAGCGGUAGUUGAUGAUCCGUUUGGGAAAUUGCAGUACACUCAUAAGUUUAAUCAAACUGUCAUGUAGAGUGAUGUGUAGGGGUGUUUUUUUGUUGUUGGUAUUUCCAGCAUUAUCCACUAGGUAUGCUGCAGGUAGAAAAUCCUAGGAAUAUUUUAUUUAACUGACAAUCAAUCAAUCAAUGUGUGGUUGUGAGUGUUUGGUUUGGGGUGGCCUAAGCCAGGGGAGGUGGAGCUAUAUUAAUCUUAAUUGCACAAAGCCUAUUAUUUGGCAGGGAAUACUAUUUUUAGAUCAGUGACGCUACACCUCACUUUGCGCCAGCUGAUCCUCUCCAACAGACUCAGAAGUUGUAGCUAAAAAUGGGUCAAUACAAUGAAACCAACCAUGGAAGUAUGUUUUAGCAAAAUUGGGGGGUGUAGCCCUGACCGGGACUCGAUCCAAGGUCCAGCGAUUGUCAAGCGAGUUCAAUAUUUUUUUAUUUGAUCUUUAUUUAACUAGGCAAGUCAGUUAAGAACAAAUUCUUACUUACGGUGACGGCCUACCCCGGACGACGCUGGGCCAUUUGUCCGCCGCUCUAUGGGACUCCAAAUCACAGCCUGGAUUGUGGUACAGCCUGGAAUGGAACCAGGGUCUGUAGUGACACCUCUAGCACUGAGAUGCAGUGCCUUAGACCACUGCACCACUCGGGAGCCCCAAGAGGCAUAACGAGCCUUACUUUAAGGCAUUAUAAAGGCUCAGACAUUAGUCUUAAAGCAUUAUUACUGGCAGGCUUUAAAUAAAGUGUUACGGAGAUGUGCCCCUGCUGAUAGUAGUAAGGAGCCUUGUCUGAACUAGAACAGCCCAUAGCCUAGGGUGUGAGGCAGCAGUACUUCAUAGCCUAGGGUGUGAGGCAGCAGUACUUCAUAGCCUAGGGUGUGAGGCAGCAGUACUUCAUAGCCUAGGGUGUGAGGCAGCAGUACUUCAUAGCCUAGGGUGUGAGGCAGCAGUACAUCAUAGCCUACGGUGUGAGGCAGCAGUACUUCAUAGCCUAGGGUGUGAGGCAGCAGUACUUCAUAGCCUAGGGCGUGAGGCAGCUUUGAUGCACAAGUACACUCCCUGGACACUUGCUUGAGUGCCCGGUCCAAUUUUAAGAGUCUUUGUUAUGAAUUGGCCGGGGAAUCAAUCUCCCAACCUUCAAAUCUCAGGGCAGACAAUCUACCCGCUAGGCCACUGAGUUGUUGCUGCUCUGCUCUGAUGGACUCAGGUAAUUGUGGUUGGUCAUGGUGUUGACGGCUCAGGUUGUGGGUUUGAUACCUCAUGGGCCACUCAUUAGAAAUGUGUUAAGUGUAAAUCCCCUUGGCUAAAGACCAAAUGACCAUAUUAGGAUGACAACAUCCUAAACCUGCUGGGAAUAUCUCUCCCUCCCUGUACUACUGUUUCCAAUGCCUCUGGGUUUACUCAGAGGCCUAUGCUGAUACAGUUGAUGUCCUUCAUCAUCAGUGACAAUAUGUCAUUUAACGUACUUUGACAGUAUACAAUCCUCAUUUGAGAUUGUCAUGCAUUUCACACACAAGAUAAUGGAUUGAUGUCAAUGGAGGAGACAAUAUGCUUUGAAUAUACUGGUACAGCGUUAUCAGUGUGCACAAGCAAACCCUUCCCAUUUAUUGAACCUGGUCCCAGUCCCAGAUCUAUUUGGUGCAUGGACAAGGCAAUUAUUGAGUGAUUUGCCUUAUUGAAUCACUCAUUCACUUACAAUUAUUCCUCUCAGACCUGUUGGACUCCUUGGAGGACAUCUUGCCCGGACUCCAGGAGGACGGCAUCUCGGUGUGGGCCAUGAAGAACGAGAGCAGCCACACGGAGGUCCACACUCUACUGGAUAAGAUGCACCAGGCCUCGGACAAGCCCGCCCCGCCUGCCCUGAGGGCUGCCACCUCCCUCAAGGCCGCCACCCUCUACAUCUUUACCUCAGGAACCACUGGUACGUCUAUUACAUGUUCAUUUCUCAUUAGUUACACGUUAAAGGGGAAGUUCGGGAUUUUACAACUUGAUGUUAGACGGUUCCUCACCCCGAAGGUAGGCUAUGGGCCAGGAGAAACUGUAAAUCAUGGUUUGGUUUUCUAAACAGCCACUACAAACUUCAGCUAUCUUUAGCCACCACUAGCUAACAAUCAAUGGAAGUGAUGGUGGCAAAAUCACCUUUAAUUUCAAGCUGAACUUCCCCUUUAAUUACUCAUUAGUUCCAUGUUAAUUAUUUAUUAGUUGCAUGUUAAUUGAAUUAAUGACUCAUUAGUUAGCACUUAAUAUGAGUGUUUUCAUCCGAGGAGGCCCAUUAGUAAGUACAUUACAUUUUAGACAUUUACAUUUUAGUCAUUUAGCAGACGCUCUUAUCCAGAGCGACUUACAGGAGCAAUUAGGGUUAAGUGCCUUGCUCAAGGGCACAUUAACGUCAUUUAGCAGACGCUCUUAGCCAGAGCGACUCACAAAUUGGUGCGUUCACCCUAUAGCCAGUGGGAUAACCACUUUACAAUUGGGGGGGUGGUGGGGUGGGGUGGGGGGGGGGGGGGGGGAGAAGGAUUCCUUUAUCCUAUCCCAGGUAUUCCUUAAAGAGGUGGGGUUUCAAAUGUCUCCGGAAGUUGGUGAGUGACUCCGCUGUCCUGGCGUCGUGAGGGAGCUUGUUCCACCAUUGGGGUGCCAGAGCAGCGAACAGUUUUGACUGGGCUGAGCGGGAACUAUGCUUCCGCAGAGGAAGGGGAGCCAGCAGGCCAGAGGUGGAUGAGCGCAAUGCCCUCGUUUGGGUGUAGGGACUGAUCAGAGCCUGAAGGUACAGAGGUGCCGUUCCCCUCACUGCUCCAUAGGCAAGCACCAUGGUCUUGUAGCGGAUGCGAGCUUCAACUGGAAGCCAGUGGAGUGUGCGGAGGAGGGGGGUGACGUGAGAGAACUUGGGAAGGUUGAACACCAGACGGGCUGCGGCAUUCUGGAUGAGUUGUAGGGGUUUAAUGGCACAGGCAGGGAGGCCAGCCAACAGCGAGUUGCAGUAGUCCAGACGGGAGAUGACAAGUGCCUGGAUUAGGACCUGUGCCGCUUCCUGUGUAAGGCAGGGUCGUACUCUCCGAAUGUUGUAGAGCAUGAACCUGCAGGAGCGGGUCACCGCCUUGAUGUUGGCAGAGAACGACAGGGUGUUGUCCAGGGUCACGCCUAGGCUCUUCGCACUCUGGGAGGAGGACACAGCGGAGUUGUCAACCGUGAUGGCGAGAUCAUGGAACGGGCAGUCCUUCCCCGGGAGGAAGAGCAGCUCCGUCUUGCCAGGGUUCAGCUUGAGGUGGUGAUCCGUCAUCCAUACUGAUAUGUCUGCCAGACAUGCAGAGAUGCGAUUCGCCACCUGGUUAAGUACAUGAUUGUUAGUAUGCCUUCACCCUAAAUCAUGUUGAGUUGUUUUAGUUUUUUGGUGGAAAACCAACUUUUCACCCCUGCUAAACAGCUGAUUGUCCUCGAGGGAGGUCAGACUCAACUCUCGUGACUGAAUUAGUUUCUCAGUCAGGUUUCCAUCCAAUUGGCGACAGACUUUGAUUCAAAUAUUGAAAAAUCCACAUAAAAAUUAUACGCGCAUUUCCCCAUCAGAUAUGUGUUUCUAUCAAAUUGACUUGUUGCGGAUAAAAGGCUGUGCUUGAUGAUGUUGUGCACAUAAAAAUGUGUUUUGUGGUUCAAUUCCAAUGUACCGAAUAAAAAAUACAAGUUAACUGGGUUUCCAUAAAAAAUGUAUUCCACUGAUAUCUUGGUCACUAAAAAUUAUUGCGUUAUAUAGCGAAUGUGCCCACUGGUCUUGGCAAGUGCUCUCUAGCCAACAGCUCACAAAUACAGGAGGUAGAGCCUUCAUGAUGAGAUCAUUAUGGACAAAAGAGCGAGAUUAUUUGUAUUUGUCAAAUGGCAGCCAAGCAUCGAUGAUCACGUCACCAGAAUAAGACCCUCGAUAUUUAUUGGAAAGGAGCAUCAAGCUCAUCACCUUGCACUUUCACCACCCUGUGAAGAAUAUAACUUAUUUCAUCUGUAGCCCAAUAAACUGCACGGUUUCCCGAGUCGUAGUGGGAGGACCACGCAACGUAUCAUUGCGUGACUCCAAGUUUGCUUCGAUAUGAUGGUUAUUAUAUCAAUAUUUGCGCAUAAAAAUGUUUAUUUUACAGACACAAAAAGAUCCCACCUUGUCUAGCGUGUUUUGUUAUGUUGACAUUUGGAAAGUUUACCGACAAAUUUGCUGUUUUCAUCAGGCCUGUUGUGACAUUUUUUCUCCAACAUGUACUUCACUGAACAAAAAGGUUGGAUGGACUCAACUAACAUGGUGUUUAGAUGGGGGCUGACCGUCCUCAACUAACAUGGUGUUUAGAUGGGGGCUGACCGUCCUCAACUAACAUGGUGUUUAGAUGGGGGCUGACCGUCCUCAACUAACAUGGUGUUUAGAUGGGGGCUGACCGUCCUCAACUAACAUGGUGUUUAGAUGGGGGCUGACCGUCCUCAACUAACAUGGUGUUUAGAUGGGGGCUGACCGUCCUCAACUAACAUGGUGUUUAGAUGGGGGCUGACCGUCCUCAACUAACAUGGUGUUUAGAUGGGGGCUGACCGUCCUCAACUAACAUGGUGUUUAGAUGGGGGCUGACCGUCCUCAACUAACAUGGUGUUUAGAUGGGGGCUGACCGUCCUCAACUAACAUGGUGUUUAGAUGGGGGCUGACCGUCCUCAACUAACAUGGUGUUUAGAUGGGGGCUGACCGUCCUUUACCACAGUGGAAUGAUACAAUUAUAUCUGUCCAUCUUUUACCACAGUGGAACGAUACAAUGAUAUCUGACCAUCCUUUACCACAGUGGAACGAUACAAUGGUACAUUUUCAAAGUUGGAUAUGGAUAUUGCAGUCUGCAUGACAUUUAUAAAUCAAAUAGGUCGGGGUAGGUAUUUUUACAUGACGUGUAGGUCUAUGUUAUGGCAUGUUCCCAAGAGGACGAUCGAACUCCGCUUUGAGCUUUCAUAUUGAAAUGUGUUGCACACAGGAGCCAUUUUGCCGUGAACAGCCACCACACACCGGGGUGAAGUUUCCCCCUAGGUACAGAUCUAGGAUCAGCCUCCUCUCCCCCAAUCCUCACCUUUAACCAUUAGAGGGGAAAAUACUAAACCUACCCUAGAUCAGUGUCUAGGGGCAACUUCACCCUACAGUAACACAGUUAAGAGAGGCUAAGAGUGAAAGCCAUUGUGUGAAAACGUACAAUGUACUGGACUACGCUACACUGCCUGAUUCAGUUUGAAUAACAUUUUUUCCCGUGGGUUGUCGUAAUGUUGGUUGAUGGUUGUGUCGGUGUUGUUGCAGGUCUGCCUAAGGCUGCUGUAAUCACACAUCUCCAGGCCCUGAAGGCUGCAGCAGGGUUCUGGGCCUAUGGGGGGUCGGAAGAUGACGUGAUCUACAUCCCCCUGCCUCUCUACCACAGUGCAGCCUCUCUCAUCGGCAUCGGGGGAACCAUUGAGAUGGGUAAGGACAGCAGUACGGCUUUAGAACACUCUAUUGGCUCUGUUCCAAUACUUUAAAGAUGCUUCCUUCCUUUCAUAUUUCCUUCCUUCCUUCCUUCCUUCCUUCCUUAAUUUCAUAUUUCCUUCCUUCCUUCCUUUCAUAUUUCCUUCCUUCCUUCCUUCCUUUCAUAUUUCCUUCCUUCCUUCCUUCAUUUCAUAUUUCCUUCCUUCCUUCCUUCCUUCCUUCCUUCCUUCCUUCCUUCCUUCCUUCCUUCCUUCCUUCCUUCCUUCCUUCCUUCCUUCCUUCCUUCCUUCCUUCCUUCCUUCCUUUCAUAUUUCCUUCCUUCCUUCCUUUCAUAUUUCCUUCCUUCCGCCAGCAGCAUACAACCCUGCAUCCCACUGCUGGCUUGCCGCUGAAGCUAAGCAGGGUCAGUCCUGGUCGGUCCCUGGAUGGGGGACCAGCUGUAGCUGGAAGUGGUGUUGGAGGGCCAGUCGGGGGCCCUCUUCCCUCUGGUCUAAGGAGAUCCCAAUGCCUCAGGGCACUGAAGGGGACAUUGCCCUGUAUAGGGUGCGUCUUUCGGAUGGGACGUUAAAACGGGUUUCCUGACUCUCUGUGGUCACUAAAGACCCCAUGGCUCUUAUCGUAAGAGUAGGGGUGUUAACCCUGGAGUCCUGGCUAAAUUCACGAUCUGGCCCUCAUACCAUCAUCCCCAGCUUCCAAUUGGCUCAUUCAUCCCCUUUCAGUGGGUGAUGUUUGCACUUUCAGGACUAUUCUAUUGGUUUCUUUGUACGAGUCAAGCUUAAUCAAACUCAGCUUAUGUAUUUGAAAGAACACAUACUAUUUGAACCCAGGUCUGUAUAAUAGAUAUACACUGAGUGUACAAAACAUUAAGAACACCUGCUCUUUCCAUGACAUAGACUGACCAGGUGAAUCCAGGUGAAAGCUAUGAUAUCUUAUUGAUGUCACUUGUUAAAUCCACUUCAGUCAGUGUAGAUGAAGGGGAGGAGACAGGUUAAAGAAAUAUUGUUAAGCCUUGAGACAAGUGCCUUUGAACGGGGUAUGGUAGUAGGUGCCAGGCACACUGGUUUGUGUCAAGAACUGCAACGCUGCUGGGUUUUUCACGCUCAACAGUUUCCCGUGUGUAUCAGCCAACUUGACACGACUGUGGGAUGCAUUGGAGUCAACAUGGGCCAGCAAUGACUAAAAUGUAAAUAAAAAAUCAUUAUGAGCAGUCAAAAUGACUGCUUUAUUGGUUCUAAUGUCAAUAUUAGGAAGGUGUCCUUAAUGUUUUGUCCACUCAGUGUAAAAUGGUGUGUUGAGACUAGGCAUUACAUUUUUUCCUGUCCAAUUCUUCCAUAACAAAUACACGAUACAGUAGGUUUGUUUCUUAAGGAAAAGUUGUCUGAAUUAAGGCAGUUUUAGGACACACGGCUACAAUGAUGUACAUUGACUACAUUAAACGACUCAACUGAUGUGUUAUCUAGAGACGUGCACAGUCCUCACAGUCAAUAUAUUUAAAUAUAGACAGUAACAGCCAGGGCAACAUAAAACCGUUCAGUCUGGAUCAAAGUGGGCUUUUGUUCCCACACUCGUUAUGAAUUCUGAUUACAUACAUAAGGUAGAAACCAUCAUUUUGUCUUUCCUGCGUCAGUGUUGUCACUCUACCUAGUCCUGUUUCAAGAGUGCUUCCCUGGCUGCGUCCCAAAUGGCACCCUUUUCCUUAUAUAGUGCACUACUUUUGACCAGAGCCCUAAGAACCCUGUUAAAAAGUAGUGCACUACAUAGGGAAUAGGGUGCCAUUUGCUACUCAUCCGGUCUCUGUGUGUUUCUAAUGCCUCUGCAAUCACUGGCCAACCAUCGCUGGCCGACCCCAGCUGAUCCUUAAUUUCUCCUCAAUUAGCGUCUCAAUUAGUGCUUUCGGAGCAGGACGAGCAAACAGGCACGUCGUGUAAACUAGCAAGUUGCUACCGAGUAGACGGUCACUAUGAUGACGUCCACUCAGUGAAGGUUUCGGGCCCUUUGCGGUUGUAAGAAGACCGACAGUACAAGGCUGAGGAUACAGUGUUGCUGGUUAGAAAUGAUUUGUCAGAUGUGAAUGAUUUCCCUGAUUUUGGAGUACAAUUUGGUAACUUAAAGCAGAAUAUGCAAACACAAAAGACAAAAUGUUUUUUUUUUUUUAUACCACGGCAGCUGUGGCUUCAGACCUAUUUUUCUUUAUGAUUGGUGCACAUUUAUUCCAAGCAACAGCAAAGUUGACAAUACAACUUUCUCAUAAUGCACAUUUGCUGCCUGGAAAACCUUGGACAGGUCAAGGACCUCAGUCCAUAACACUCAGUCCACUUUUGUAGCAUAUUUACUUAGUGGCAACAAGAACACAACACUUGGUACUUUGUUACCUCUGACUAUCUCUGAAGGUCCUUCGAUUAGGCACCGCUUGUUGUUGUUCUGAGUGAGGGUUUACUAUAGUCUAUGUGGAUAGUGAGGGUUUAAUAAGGUCUGUGUGGAUAGUGAGGGUUUAAUAAGGUCUGUGUGGAUAGUGAGGGUUUAAUAUAGUCUGUGUGGAUAGUGAGGGUUUAAUAAGGUCUGUGUGGAUAGUGAGGGUUUACUAUAGUCUAUGUGGAUAGUGAGGGUUUAAUAAGGUCUGUGUGGAUAGUGAGGGUUUAAUAUAGUCUGUGUGGAUAGUGAGGGUUUAUUAAAGUCGGAAAUCGAACACACAACCUUUCAAUCUCAGGGCAGACACCCUAACCACAAGGCCACUGCGUUGGUUGUGUGGGUGCCUUAUUUUGCGCAGAGGGAGGGAGCUCCCGUUUGACUUUGUUCAUGGUGCCGGCCAGACUUGUUUUCUUUGACAGCAACUUGUUCUCCAAUGACAGUGAAGUUUAGAAGUUGUCCACGGUGACAUUUUCUCCCCUUACCAACGGAAGGUUCCAGAAGCCUCAUCACCACAUUCUCCGACACUCGCUCACCUGCUGCCCCAUGUGGAUAUUUUCCCAGAUAUUGAAAGCCAUUCAGCAUGUACAAUUACACACAAUCUCACUGGGUAGCCUACUCCAAGUAGGUCAGUGUACCGAUACGACUGGUUGGAUUUGGUGGACUGAUAUAGGAUAUGUACCAUUUAAAGAUUAUAAUUAGAAUGGAUCAAUACGAUAGAAUAGUCCACCCUGGUGAUUACAUAUUUAUGCGUCGUUCGUUUCCCCGUCGCUCAUCAACUCACCCAUUCUCUCCCAUCAUACUUUACUUCAUUUAUUUCAUCUGUUAUACUUUAUGUGUGAAAUUAGUUUUGGUAUAGUUUAGGUUCAGUUUCGAGGCAAUUACCGGGGUGAUUAUCAGCUGGGCACUGCACUUUCAACUGUUGGAAGAAGGAGCGGAGCAGGCCCUAUUGUUGGGAGAAGGAGGGGAGCAGGCCCUACUGUUGGGAGAAGGAGCGGAGCAGGCCCUACUGUUGGGAGAAGGAGGGGAGCAGGCCCUACUGUUGGGAGAAGGAGCGGAGCAGGCCCUACUGUUGGGAGAAGGAGGGGAGCAGGCCCUACUGUUGGGAGAAGGAGGGGAGCAGGCCCUACUGUUGGGAGAAGGAGGGGAGCAGGCCCUACUGUUGGGAGAAGGAGGGGCAACGGGGGAAAACCAUUACUUAAAAAAUAUAAGAGUAAUAAAUUAUAGUUCCGUGUAGCUCAGUUGGUAGAGCAUGGUGUUUGCAACGCCAGGGUUGUGGGUUCGUUUCCCACAGGGGACCAGUAUGAUUUUUAAAAAAAUGUAUACACUCACUAACUGUAAGUCGCUCUGGAUAAGAGCGUCUGCUAAAUGACUAAAAUGUAAAUACAAAUAAUUAUGAGCAGUCAAAAUGACUGCUUUAGCGGUUCUAAUGUUAAACGCUGUCCUAACCUGACUGCUUUAGCGGUUCUAAUGUUAAACGCUGUCCUAAUUUGACUGCUUUAGCGGUUCUAAUGUUAAACUCUGUCCUAACCUCACUGCUUUAGCGGUUCUAAUGUUAAACUCUGUCCUAACCUGACUGCUUUAGUGGUUCUAAUGUUAAACUCUGUCCUAACCUGACCGCUUUAGCGGUUCUAAUGUUAAACGCUGUCCUAACCUGACUGCUUUAGCGGUUCUAAUGUUAAACGCUGUCCUAACCUGACUGCUUUAGCGAUUCUAAUGUUAAACGCUGUCCUAACCUGACUGCUUUAGCGAUUCUAAUGUUAAACGCUGUCCUAACCUGACUGCUUUAGCGGUUCUAAUGUUAAACGCUGUCCUAACCUGACUGCUUUAGCGGUUCUAAUGUUAAACGCUGUCCUAACCUGACUGCUUUAGCGGUUCUAAUGUUAAACGCUGUCGUAACUCAUUGUAAGGGCUGUACAAUUAAAGGGUAAGUUCAGUAUUUUACAAUUUAAUGUCAGAUCUUAACCCUGUAAAUCUAAGCCUUUAGAUUGCAAUAUCUACUAAGCCAACAUAUAUAAUUGUUUUAAGAUGGUCAUAAAAUGGAUCUUUUUAGCUAUUUGAUUUUGAAUUGUGAAUUUUAGGUAUAAUUUAUUUUAUUACAAAAUGAUUUGAUGAAACAUUGAAUUUGGCCUUUACUGCUAUAGCCCAUAGAAACUCAUUGAAUAACCCAUUUGUACAUGGCAAAACACAGUCAAAAAAUAAAUCAUUAGGAAUAAGGUUUGGAAGUGUCUGUCCUAUAUCUAUCUGAGAGAUAUAGAAAACUAAGAAAAUAAUAAUUUAGUGAAGAUUUUCUUGUCUGGAUCCUCUCGCUUUUACAAGCCCCAUAUUAUGGAACAGGCGCAAACUUUAUGCCGGUGGAAAGAGGGGAUUUAGCUGCAGCCAACGGUGGGUCUCUCUAGGAUAAACACACAGGGAGCUAUUCAAGAUUCAAAAUGGCGUCACCAUGUGAUCAAUCGACUCUAGUAGACUAUGGGCCAACAGAAACUCUAAUCCAUACUUCGGUUUACUUUAAACAGCCACUACAAACUUCAGUUAACUGUAGGCACCGCUAGCAAAAAACCAAUGGGAGUGGUAGGGGCAGUUUAACUUAAUGUCGCUGUAUAAAGCGUUUAAAGGCAUUUUAUAAAGUAUUUGUCAAGCAUUUAUUUACAGCUUAUAAGCAAUAAGAUGCAUUAGAUCGAAGGAUUUACCUGUAUUUGAGGCAACCUAACUACUUCUUCAUGUGUGUAUAGUAAAUCUUAAAUCCGUAACAUUUUCCUACUAGGGAAUUGUCAGCUGAGUUUUCACCCUCCAUUCUUUCACCCUCCAUUCUUUCACCCUCCAUUCUUUCACCCUCCAUUCUUUCACCCUCCGUUCUUUCACCCUCCAUAUUCACUCAACACAGAUAUGGAUCAUGGCAGCUUUCUAACUCUGACAUUUUGUUAUAUUUCUCUCUGUGAUUAAACGUGUGCGUUGUUGUGUUUUCCCUGACCCAGGUGCUACCUGUGUCUUGAAGAAGAAGUUCUCGGCCUCACAGUUCUGGAAUGACUGUAGAAAAUACGACGUGACCAUCUUCCAGUAUAUCGGCGAGCUCUGUCGAUAUCUGUGCAACCAGCCUAAGGUAAUAAUUAUUCAUUUUAGCAUGGUUUGCCCCUUUUGCUCAGUACAGUCUUUAUGCUAGUUAAUUUUUCUUUCAGAGAGGUGUACAACUUUUACUUUUUUCUAAUUUGUUCCUGAGAAAUUCCCAUCACCACAAAACUCCCCCCCCCCCCCAACUUUUCAAAAAACAUCCUGAACUCCCAAUGCAAUAGCAUCACAAGCUGACGGGGAUUUGGUGAUUUUUUAAAUACAAUUUGUUCCAAUAACUCUACUUUUCCAAGGCAAGAUAGUUAUUUAUGGUCAUAGCUACUCCCCGAACAAAGUAGUGUUCGGAAAACAUUGUGCCCGAUUGUGUUGCAUUUUCGUGGCUGUAGGACAACGGGACUUUUGUUAGGUUGUCCGUGUUCCAAAUCUGUAUCUGUUUCCCGUCUCCUCCCUAUCUGGACAGAACAGUUCCAGUGGCUGACCAGGCCGAACAAGAGUACAGAGAGCUCAAAGAACUCUUUGUCCUCUCUCUCUCGCUCGCGCGCGCAGCGGAGGAGCGGGAGAGGGAGAGAGGGAGAGGGGGCGAGGGGAGACGCGAGAGCGAGGGAGGAGGGAGAGGGAGCAGAGAGAGCGAGCGAGAGGAGAGGCGGAGCGCGGGGGAGGGAGAGAGAGCAGGGCGCGCGAGAGAGGCGAGAGAGGAGGGAGAGCGAAGAGCGGAGCGUGAGAGAGGGCGCGAGAGAGGCGGAGGGGCGAGGGGAGAGAGUUGAGGCGAGAGAGCGGGAGAGAGUCGAGAGAGAGAGAGAGAGAGAGCGAGCGAGAGCAGAGGGGAGGGAUCGAGCGAAGCAGGAGGAGAGCGGAGAGAAGGGAGAGCUAGAGAGAGUAAUCUAGCUAGAGAUAGAGAGAGUAUCUCGAUAGCUCGCUAUUCUCUCUACCUGCUAUAUGCUCUCUGAGCCUCGAUUCUCUCUCUCUCUCUCUAUCUCUAUCUCUUCUCUCUCUCUCUCUCCUCUCUCUCUUCUCUCUCUCUCUCUCUCUCUGUUUCUGUCUCGGCCUCUCUGUCUCUGUCAUCCUAAUGCACGUGGGUGGAAGGCUGGCAGUGGCACAGGCCUCUCCACUGAUGGACAAAAGUUGACCCAUUCAAUGCGCACACAAACACACACACCCACCCACACACACACACACUCAGUCACAUUCAUUACAUGUGCUCUUGGUGCAUACACACAGGCCGUAUAUACUGUACACACAGGCCGUGAGGCCAUAGUGACCUAAAGCACAACUGUCUCACAACAAUCUCACAACAGCACAGAGGAAAAUUAACCACAAACAAAAAAGAAUACAAGGCACGCACACUCAAGCAUGGAACGGCAGGGUGUAGUGAUCAUGUGCCAACAGCGGGCCUCAUUAUUCUGUAAGGGGUCCAAACAGAUAUGAAUGGAUGAAGAUGAUAUUAUUCAGUCUGUCCUUGUGCUUCUCCAGUCUGGCGGUAAUUAUUGGAAAACAGAACGCGUGAACGGAUGAGCAAACGUGGGGUUGAUGUCUCAAACGUGGGGUUGAUGUCUCAAACGUGGGGUUGAUGUCUCAAACGUGGGGUUGAUGUCUCAAACGUGGGGUUGAUGUCUCAAACGUGGGGUUGAUGUCUCAAACGUGGGGUUGAUGUCUCAAACGUGGGGUUAAACGUGGGGUUGAUGUCUCAAACGUGGGGUUGAUGUCUCUCAUAGAAAAGCGUUGUGACACAGCCAGCUUCAGAAUGUGCUGGUGUGACUGGUUCUCUGUGUUAGCCUCCGCAGAGAGAGAUAUACAGUGCAUUUGGAAAGUAUUCGGACCCCUUCACUUUUUCCACAUUUUGUUACGUUACAGCCUUAUUUAAAAAUUAAUUAAAUUGUUUUUUCCCCCUCAUCAAUCUACACACAAUACCCCAUAAUGACAAAGUAAAACAGGUUUCUAGAGAUUUUUCCAAAUGUAUUACAUAAAAAACGGAAAUAUCACAUUUAUGAUAUCCAAUUGGUAGUUACAGUCUCGUACUAUCGCUGCAACUCCCAUACCUAUUCAGAAGAGAGCCAUGUGUCCUCCGAAACACGGAGGACGCAUGGCUAUUGGUCCAAGCCGCACUGCUUGCUUAACCCGGAAGCCAGCCACACCAAUGUGUUGGAGAAAACACUACAACUGGCGACCACGUCAGCGUGCAUGCGCCCGGGCCCGCCACAGGAGUCGCUAGAGUGCGAUUGGACAAGGACAUCCCGGCCAGCCAAACCCUCAUGAUGCUGGGCCAAUUGUGCGCCGCCUUUUUGAGGUCUCCCGGUCGCGGCCGGCUGCGACACAGCCAGGGAUCGAACCUGGGUCUGUAGUGACACCUCAAGUGCCUCUGACCGCUGCACCACUCGGGAGGCCUAAAGAAGGAUUUUAAGCCUUGAGACAGUUGAGACAUGGAUUAUGUAUGUGUGCCAUUCAGAGGGUGAAUGGGCAAGACAAAAUAUUUAAGUGCCUUUGAAUGGGGUAUGGUAGUAGGUACCAGGCGCAUUGGUUUGUGUCAAGAACUGCAACGCUGCUGGGUUUUUCCACGCUCAACAGUUUCACGUGUGUAUCAAGAAUGGUCCACCACUUAAAGGGCAUCCAGCCAAUUUAACACAACUGAGAAGCAUUGGAGUGAACAUGGGCCAGCAUCCCUGUGGAAUGCUUUCGACACCUUGUAGAGUCCACGCCCGACGAAUUGAGGCUGUUCUGAGGGCAAAGGGGGGUGCAACUCAAUAUUAGGAAGGUGUUCUUAAUGUUUUGUACACUCAGUGUAUAUCUGGACCAAUACCCUGCGUAGCUAUAGUUUUACAUGUCUGGAAAAGAAGAAGGUGAUCUUUCCAAAAAUUUCACAGUUUUGGUUGCUUGGUGAAUUACAGUAUUCAGAAAGACCAGAAGUGUAUAGUCAUGAGAUGGCGUACUUUACUGUCAUGUGCUGAAUGGAGAACUAUGUGUCCACCAGACCUGGGUUCAAAUACUAUUUGAAAUCAUUUCAAAUACUUUAUCUGUGCUUGGUUGAGUUUGCCUGACUCAAUGGACAAUUGAAUAGUCUCAAAACUGUAAGUCCUGCUCAUCUGGGACUCCAGGCAGGCCAGACCAAACGCUCAAAGUAUUUGAAAUAUUUCAAAUAGUAUUUGAACCCAGGUAUGGUGUCCACACAGUCAAUCUGAAACUUAACGAUGCCCAGCUGAUGGCCAGUGGUACUUUACCCCAGAAAAUCACCCAGGCUGCGUUCAGUACAUAAAAACGUAAUAGAACGUUAAAUUGAGCGGAAACGGUGCUGUACUGAACGACCAGUUGAAAAACGGGGUGGGGUUGGGGUUCAAAAUGUGGUUUUUGAAAAACUGUGGGGUUUGGGGUUGUGGGUUCAAAAUGCACCACUGCCCUUUAAAUAUGUCACUCGUUGCUUCAAGCCACUCCCCGAAAAACACCCACUGAACGGCGCAAACGUAUCUCAAAGUCUGUUCAAGAACGUACAAGAAUGUUUUGGGAAAACGUGUCGUUCAGUACAAACUGUUCCGCAACAUAGCAAACGUUCAAGCGAACUGAACACAUUCCUGAUUAGCAAUUAAUCCCAUGAUGAGAUAGUUGUACAAGGUCUUAUGAGCGAGCUCAACAAGAUGCGUCCCAAAUCCCCUAAAUAUUGCACAACUUUUGUCCAGUAGUGCACUAUGUAGGGCACAGGGUGCAGUUUGGGACGUAGCCCCUGUAUUAGUGAAAAAGGGUGCAGUUUGGGACGUAGCCCCUGUAUUAGUGAAAAAGGGGUGCAGUUUGGGACUUAGCCCCUGUAUUAGUGAAAAAGGGGUGCAGUUUGGGACUUAGCCCCUGUAUUAGUGAAAAAGGGGUGCAGUUUGGGACUUAGCCCCUGUAUUAGUGAAAAAAGGGGUGCAGUUUGGGACGUAGCCCCUGUAUUAGUGAAAAAGGGGUGCAGUUUGGGACGUAGCCCCUGUAUUAGUGAAAAAGGGGUGCAGUUUGGGACGUAGCCCCUGGAUUAGUGAAAAAGGGUGCCGUUUGGGACGUAGCCCCUGGAUUAGUGAAAAAGGGGUGUGUUGUCUGUCUCCUACUUUAUCACUUUUAUCGGUUGUUCCCUUUUAAUCCGAGUGAUGCUGUACGAUGAAGAAGUGUCCAUUGAAGUGAGGUUGAAGGGGUGCCCCAAUCCUAACCUUAAUCAUUAGUAGGGAAAAUGCAAAACUGAUCCAGGAUCAGUGUCUAGGGGGCAACUUCACCCUAAACACUGUAGCGCCAUGGACACUAGGGGGCAACUUCACCCUAAACACUGUAGCGCCAUGGACACUAGGGGGCAACUUCACCCUAAACACUGUAGCGCCAUGGACACUAGGGGGCAACUUCACCCUAAACACUGUAGCGCCAUGGACACUAGGGGGCAACUUCACCCUAAACACUGUAGCGCCAUGGACAAUGUUUUACUUCUUCUCUGAAUUAAUUAGCAUUAGAGAGCUGCACCGGGGUCAGGUUGUCUCCACACUUUCCAAAACCAAAUCAUUUUCUAUACGUCACAUACUUGGUAAACAAUAUGUGGAGACUUACAGUGAAACUUAUGGGCCCUUACGAACAAUGCAGAGAGAAAGAAACAUGGAGAAAUAAUAGAAAAGUAAUAACAGGUAAUAAUAAUAAUAAUAAUAAUAAUAAUAAUAAUAAUAAUAAUAAUAAUAAUAAAUCAUAAAAAAUACACAAUGAGUAACUCUAACUUGGCUAUAUACACGGGGUACCAGUUCACCUGGAGAAGAUUGACCCCAAGAGACACAUGAAAGAAGGGGUGUGUUAUGAUGAGCCUCUGUUGGUUGUCAUGGACAAAGUGGAGGUUUUAUUGGUAGAAACAGUAGGAUAAAUACACAUGUACAGUGCAUUCGGAAAGUAUUCAGACCCCUUGACUUUUUCCACAUUUUGUUACGUUACAGUCUUAUUCUAAAAUGGAGUAAAAAAAUUAUAAAAAAUCCCUCAUCGAUCUACACACAAUACCCCUUAAUGACAAAGCAACAAAAAAAAGAGUUUUUUGUGUACAAAUGUAUAAAGAAAUACAAAACUCAAAUAUCACAUUUACAUAAGUAUUCAGACCUUUUACUCAGUACUUUGUUGAAGCCCCUUUGGCAGCGAUUACAGCCUCGAGUCUUCUUGGGUGUGACGCUACAAGCUUGGCACACCUGUAUUUGGGGAUUUUCUCCCAUUCUUCUCUGCAGAUCCUCUCAAGCUCUGUCAGAUUGGAUGGGGAGUGUCGCUGCACAGCUAUUUUCAGUUCUCUCCAGAGAUGUUCGAUUGGGUUCAAGUCCAGGCUCUGGCUGGGCCACUGAAGGACAUUCAGAGAUUUGUCCCGAAGCCAUUCCUGCGUUGUCUUGGCUGUGUGCUUAGGGUUGUUGUCCUGACUAGUCUCCCAGUCCCUGCCGCUGAAAAACAUCCCCACAGCACGAUGCUGCCACCACCAUGCUUCACUGUAGGAAUGGUAUUGGCCAGGUGAUGAGCGGUGCCUGGUUUCCUCCAGACGUGACGCUUGGCAUUCAGGCCAAAGAGUUCAAUCUUGGUUUCAUCAGACCAGAUAAUCUUGUUUCUCAUGUUCUGAGAGUCCUUUAGGUGUCUUUUGGUUUUUAGUCCUUUAGGUGUCUGUCAUGUGCCCAUUUACUGAGGAGUGGCUUCUCUACCAUAAAGGCCUGAUUGGUGGAGUGCUGCAGAGAUGGUUGUCCUUCUGGAAGGUUCUCCCAUCUCCACAGAGGAAUUCUGGAGCUCUGUUAGAGUGACCAUCGGGUUCUUGUUCACCUCCCUGACCAAGACCUUCUCCCCCGAUUUCUCAGUUUGGCCGGGUGGCCAGCUCACUGUGUUCUUGGGGACCUUCGAUGCUGCAGAUAUUUUUUGGUACCCUUCCCCAGAUCUGUGCCUUGACACAAUCUUGUCUCUGAGCUCUACGGAUAAUUCCUUCGACAUCAUGGCUUGGUUUUUGCUCUAACAUGCAAUGUAAACUGUGGGACCUUAUAUAGACAGGUGUGUACCUUUCCAAAUCAUGUCCAAUCAAUUGAAUUUACCACAGGUGGACUCCAAUCAAGUUGUAGAAACAUCUCAAAGAUGAUCAAUGGAAACAGGAUGCACUUGAGCUCAAUUUCGAGUCUCAUAGCAAAGGGUCUGAAUACUUAUGUAAAUAAGAUAAUUUCUUUAUUACUUAAUGUUUUGCAAAAAAAAUCUAACAACCUGUUUUCGCUUUGUCAUUAUGGGGUAUUGUGUGUAGAUUGAUGAGAAAAAAAUUAUAUUUAAUCCAUUUUAAAAUAAGGCUGUAAUCUUAACAAAAUGUGGAAAAAGUCAAGGGGUCUGAAUACUGUCCGAAUGCACUGUACACACACACGCGCACACACGCGCACACACACACACACACACACACACACACACACACACACUGUAGCGCAAACAAUGCUGGGUGGGUAAAUGGGUGUUUUUGCAUGUCAUCAUAAACAGGACUACCAGGUUAUUCAGGCAAGGUGAUACAACCCCUUACAUCAGCCAAGACAUGCUCCAUUCAUGUGCUUUACAACUUAAAGGGGAAGUUCAGUAUUUUACUUGUUUUUUUUAUGGUUCCUCACCCUGAAAGUAGUGAAGGGGAGGAGCCAUCUAACGUUACGUUUUAAAAUACUGAACUUCCCCUUUAGACAGGUCCUAGUUUACUAGUGGAGUUGUUUUAUUGCAUUGGUCUUGGUGUAGGCUGAAGUUGCCUCUGGACACUGAUCUGGGGUCAGUUUUGUAUUUCUCCCACUAAUGGUUAAGGUUAGGAUCAGGGGAGGGGAGGCUGAUCCUAGAUCUGUAUCUAGGGGGAAACUUCACCCAGGACCCAUUUAUCCUUUUUCAUCCAUUUCCUGUCAUGCUCUCUUCCCACCAAAACCGACCUCCUUCUGCUCAUAAAUUAAAUAGUUGUUACCACAGUAUUCUUUUAUAUAUUUAACCUCUAUUUAAACAAGUCUUAUUGAGAUGAACUAUCUUUUUCCCAGAGGAGACUUGGCCAAAAGGCAUGAAAUACAAAACCGAGCCAGUAUAAGGAAUACACACCACGGUUAAAUAAAAACCAACAUUGAUGAUGACUUCAAGUAUUGAGAAUAUUCCUGAAGCAUUUUGUAACGUUAUUACCAAUUAUUCUUUAUAUUCACAGGCAAUUUCUACAAAAAAGGAGUAGAUCGGCAUCCAUAUAUGUAUUAUUUUACAUUUAAGUAAUUUAGCAGACGGUCUUAUCCAGAGCGACUUACAGUAGUGAGUGCAUACAUUUUUUCAUACUUUGUCAAACUGGUCCCCCCGUGGAAGUCGAACCCACAACUCUGGCGUUGCAAGCGCCAUGCUCUACCAACUGAACCAUUAACGGUAUAUUAUCGUCAACCAUGCUAUAUUAUUUACGGUGUUAGUUAUAAAUAGAGGCUCUGCUUGUAUCUAACAUGCCAUUGACUCCAUUUCCCAUCAGGCUGAGGGGGAGAAGGAGCACAAGGUACACAUGGCCGUGGGGAACGGGCUCCGGCAGGACGUGUGGCGGGAGUUCCACCGGCGCUUUGGCGAGAUCCGCAUGUGCGAGCUCUACGGGUCCACAGAGGGCAACCUGUGUUUCAUGAACCACAUCGGCAAGAUCGGAGCUGUGGGCCGCUCCAACUUCUUCUACAAGGUGAGAGGUUACAAUAUGUUUUUCCAACCUGGCAACCCCAUUGUAUGGAAAUUCAAAGCUGGCUUAUGUUUGAACAAAUUAAUUCUAGAUAACUAUGUAUUUUUUAAAUCAGAGUUUCCCCUUUAUGCAUUUUGCAGCGCCGCACCACCGAUGCUAAAUCGUGGCUGCCACUGCAAAAAAAAAUACAUUUUAUAAUACAAAUAUAUAUAUCUGCCACCGCUGUUGAAAAAUAUCCUAGCGGAAACACUGAUUGUAUCAUGCCCAACGUCGGCCCCCACUAGGGGCAUGUUUCCCAGACACCUAUUAAGGCUAGUCCUUGACAAAAAGAAACUGGAUGGAGAAUCUCUUUAGCCCUUGACAUGAUAGUACUAACAAACCUGGCCCCGAACAGAACAAGGGCAUUGGAUGCAAUGGAAUUCAUCCUAGUAGGAACUCACUUACUCAGACACCUAGAGAUAAUAUAACUAAUUAAUUAAUUAAUUAAGAAAUAUAAUACGAAAACAUGAACUAUUUAAUUGUUCUAAAUAAUGAUUACUGCCCUUGACUGAACAUUGGAUCCAGAAUAUUAGAAUGGUCUCUAAAUCCGAAAGUUAUUUUUUAAAGUUAAUUUAUCCUUAUAAACCCAACGCUGGUCCCUUCGCAAUUUCAAUAAUGGGCUGUCUCCUAAAUCAGUGUUUCCCAACCCUGGUCCUCGAUUACCCUCAACAGUACACAUUUUUAUUGUAGCCCUGGACAAGCACACCUGAUUCAACUUUUCAACUAAUCAUCAGCCCUCAAUGAGCUGAAUCAGGUGUGCUUGUCCAGGGCUACAACAAUAAUGUGUACUGUUGGGGGUACUGGAGGAUUGGAGAUGGGAAACACUGUCUUAAAUGACACACUAUUCCCUAUAUAGUGCACUACUUUUGACCAGAGUAGUGGACUAUAUAGGGGAUAGGGUGUCAUUUGGGACGCAGCCAUGGUCUUUAUUCCUCCUCAGUGUUUAUGACAUCAUGGACAUCACUAGAAAUACUAGUAGGAAAGGAAUCUGUGUCGUGCUUGUUUCACUCUGUACCAGUGUGUGUGUGUCUGUGGUGUGUUGUUUGUGUCAGUGUGUGCGUGUCUGUGGUGUGUUGUUUGUGUCAGUGUGUGUGUGUGUGUCUGUGGUGUGUUGUCAGUGUGUGUGUGUCUGUGGUGUGUUGUCUGUGUCAGUGUGUGCAUGUCUGUGGUGUGUUGUCUGUGUCAGUGUGUGUGUCUGGUGUGUUGUUUGUGUCAGUGUGUGUGCGUGUCUGUGGUGUGUUGUCAGUGUGUGUGCGUGUAUGUGGUGUGUUGUCUGUGUCAGUGUGUGUGUGUGUGUGUGUGUGUCUGUGGUGUGUUGUCUGUGUCUGUGGUGUGUUGUCUGUGUCAGUGUGUGUGUCUGUGGUGUGUUGUCUGUGUCAGUGUGUGUGUGUCUGUGGUGUGUUGUUUGUGUCAGUGUGUGUGUGUCUGUGGUGUGUUGUCUGUGUCAGUGUGUGUGUGUCUGUGGUGUGUUGUUUGUGUCAGUGUGUGUGUGUCUGUGGUGUGUUGUCUGUGUCAGUGUGUGUGUGUCUGUGGUGUGUUGUCUGUGUCAGUGUGUGUGUGUCUGUGGUGUGUUGUCUGUGUCAGUGUGUGUGUCUGUGGUGUGUUGUCUGUCAGUGUGUGUGCGUGUCUGUGGUGUGUUGUCUGUGUCAGUGUGUGUGUCUCUAGUGUGUUGUCUGUGUCAGUGUGUGUGUGUGUCUGUGGUGUGUUGUCUGUGUCAGUGUGUGUGUGUCUAUGGUGUGUUGUCUGUGUCAGUGUGUGUGUCUGUGGUGUGCUGUCUGUGUCAGUGUGUGUGCAUGUCUGUGGUCUGUUGUCAGUGUGUGUGUGUUUGUGGUGUGUUGUCUGUGGUGUGUUGUCUGUGUCAGUGUGUGUGUCUGUGGUGUGUUGUCUGUGUCAGUGUGUGUGUCUGUGGUGUGUUGUUUGUGUCAGUGUGUGUGUCUGUGGUGUGUUGUCUGUGUCAGUGUGUGUGUCUGUGGUGUGCUGUCUGUAUCUGUGUCUGUGUAUGCUGUGCUCCUGGCACUCAUCCAACAAGGAUCAAAGAUUACUGGGUUUACUAUGAGGUGAGCCAUAUUAGUUUAAAACAUGCCUGACUUCUCCCUAAGCGGUCUUAAUGCUCUCUCUCCUCCACACUGUAGAGAGAGAGAGAGAAACAGCAGAGUCAGUGUUGUUUGAAACAUGGGCCUUAAUGCUGUCUCCCCUCCACACUGUAGAGAGAGAGAGAGAAACAGCAGAGUCAGUGUUGUCUGAAACAUGGGCUCAGUUCAAAUACAAAAAGAAAAGCUGUCCUACCUUCCUUCCUUCA